UUCGUUAAACGAUAUCGUUCAGAUUACACUUCGCUUCCCUUCCUCGCAUUAUCUAGGGUUUUAGACUUUGAGCUUCGCACUUUCUUUCUCUUCUCUAAGCCAAAACAUGGAAGAGUCCGGCGCCCCCGCCCUUACCCUGAACCCGGCAUCAUGUUGGAGCAACGUACUAAAGAGCCAACCACCAAAGCCCCAAGCUCAAAACCAAACCACGGCGACAAGCCAACUCUUCGUCGAAAGCUGCAAAUCCACGAAGGGAAUAGCGGUGGCCGUAGUGGAUGCCAACGCCGUCAUCGAAGGUGGAGAGAAGCUCAACAACUCCGCUGACAAGUUCGUUACCGUCCCCGAAGUCCUUGCGGAAAUUCGCGACCCUGUUUCUCGCCACCGCUUAGCCUUUAUGCCUGUAUCCAUCGAUUCCAUGGAGCCCUCUCCCGAUGCCCUCAAUAAAGUUAUCAAAUUUGCGAGGGCAACUGGUGAUUUGCAGACUCUUUCGGAUGUUGAUCUCAAACUGAUUGCCCUGACAUAUACAUUGGAAUCUCAGAUUCAUGGAACAAAUCAUCUUAGGGAUGCUCCUCCCCCUGUUCAUGUUGUUAAUGUAAAAAGGCUGCCUGAAAGGGACUUGCCUGGAUGGGGCUCUAAUGUUCCUAAUUUGGAAGAGUGGGAAGCACUCGAACGGGAAGCUGAAGAUGGAUUGAACUCUAACUCAAGAAUCCUUCCCUUGAAAGACUUGAAUAUGAACAUUGUCGCUUCAGAUAACCGUUCUGAAGAUGGGUUGGUGGAAACAAAGGGUGAAACGCAUUCUGAGAAUCAAGAGGACGAUGAACAGGGUUUUAGGAGGCCUAGGCGAUAUUUACCCCAGAAAAAAGAGGUAAAAAUCGAAGGGAAAAAGAUGGUGGCUGAUGGGAUUGAUGCAUCUCAGGGACAGUUUGAUGAUAACGGUGAUGAUUGGCAACCUGCUGUAAGUCGAAGUACUCAUAGGAGAUAUCUUAGGAGGAAAGCUAAGCGGGAAUACUAUGAGGCAUUACUGGAGAAAGAUUGUCAAGAAGAUAUUGGUAAAAGCAUGGAUCAGAACAAUGUUGAAGACUCAAGUGGCCCUGAUCAGCUGUUGCAACAAAGUGCUGAAGAAGCUAAUUCUGGAAAUGGGAUUUCUGAGGAGGCUGAGCGGGCAGAGGAUGAGAAGGGUGAUGGAGAUCUUUCUUCAAUCCUAAAACAAAUGAGGCUGGAAGAAGAUUCAGUGAGGACGCUUCGAGAAGCAAAAGAAGCAGAGACCACAGUGGAGGAAGCUGUGUCAGAUGACAAUCUGAAUCUUGCUGUUGAAGGAGAUAAGGUGGACCUGGUCCAUGAAGAAUUACACCAGUUGGAGAUGUCAAGUCAGACCAAUGAAACUGUUGAUGCCUCAUAUGCAGAUGAUGUUAGCAGCGAGCAGAGCUGGAUGCUGAGAUCCUUAUCUGAGUCCAGUGUAGCUUGUGUAACUGGGGACUUCGCUAUGCAAAAUGUUCUUCUGCAGAUGGGUUUACGAUUACUAGCACCUGGUGGAAUGCAAAUUCGGCAGCUGCACAGAUGGAUACUGAAGUGUCAUGCCUGCUAUACUGUGACUGCUGAAAUCGGAAGAAUUUUCUGUCCCAAGUGUGGAAAUGGAGGGACUUUACGUAAGGUAGCUGUUACUGUUGGUGAGAAUGGAAUUGUUUUGGCAUCCCAUCGGCCAAGAAUUACUUUGCGUGGUACAAAGUUUUCACUGCCUUUACCCCAAGGUGGAAGGGAUGCCAUAACCAAGAACCUCAUUUUGCGUGAAGAUCAGCUACCCCAAAAGUUCCUUUACCCUAAAACAAAGAAGAAAGUAAAUAAACAGGGGGAUAAUGAUUUCUUCAUGGCUGGGAACGCCUUCACUCACCAUACUGAUAAGAGAGCACCUCUUCAGCCGCCUGUCAGAAAAGCAUUAGCGGUAUUUAGUGGAAAAAGGAAUCCAAAUGACAACCAUUACUCCCGAUCAAAGCAUAAAAGCAAUUGAGGAAAAAGAACUACGGUAUGCCACCGUUUCUACAGUGCAUGUUUUGGAGUGGCUGGAAUAAUGCAUGGUUUCCCUCUGUUUCUUUUUCGCUGAGUUGGCACAUAUCUCCUUUGGAUAUCUUUGAAUAGGACAUUUCUCUUUUAUUGUCAUGUUGGCAAAUAGCAAGGGCAACAAUUAGUCUUUUUUGUGUUCUUUAGUAGUUCUCUGUUCUCAGAAUCUCUGUUCGGUUUGUGUUCUAAAGCACCAUUUAAGGAAGCGCGGGCGACAGGUUAUUUGUCAUUGUUCUUUAAUUAAAUCCUUUGGAAUUCAUCUCCAUGAAUUAGGAAUUAGUAAAAGUGUUACCCAAAUAGCUUGAUUUAUGAAACUUCAAAGUUAUUUUAUUAUGUAACUUUGUAAAAUUCUAGAUUGGAAAUGUAUCCAAGCAGGUUAAAAUUUGCAGCCACUUGCCUGAU
Durio zibethinus is the source of this 2457-nucleotide messenger RNA. Its product is annotated as RNA-binding NOB1-like protein. Gene Ontology annotation, biological process: maturation of SSU-rRNA; ribosomal small subunit biogenesis. Gene Ontology annotation, molecular function: RNA endonuclease activity. The record is from RefSeq and is a predicted model, not a curated record. Lineage: Eukaryota; Viridiplantae; Streptophyta; Magnoliopsida; Malvales; Malvaceae. Gene Ontology annotation, cellular component: preribosome, small subunit precursor.